Messenger RNA from Clupea harengus (Atlantic herring), 2251 nucleotides. RefSeq names its product nucleoporin 85 (gene nup85). Gene Ontology annotation, cellular component: nuclear pore outer ring. The record is from RefSeq and is a predicted model, not a curated record. Gene Ontology annotation, molecular function: structural constituent of nuclear pore. Gene Ontology annotation, biological process: positive regulation of DNA-templated transcription; mRNA export from nucleus; protein import into nucleus. Lineage: Eukaryota; Metazoa; Chordata; Actinopteri; Clupeiformes; Clupeidae.
ACGUACUACUUGAGGUCCUUCUAGUUGAGGCGGCUAGUUCGUGCUCACCAGAGCCCACUCCCGCAGUGAAUUUGACAUAAUUCUUGCCCAUUCGCAGUACAAGAGAUCUUAUUUCCCCAAGUAUUUUUGACCAUAUUGACUAAAUGGAGGAGGUAGAUGUAGAGCCAACAAUUACUUUCAUCCCAGGAGUAAACUCGCAACAAAACCACCUUGGCUUCGUAUGGGGACCCGGAGACAUCCUAGUGUAUGAGACAAGUCACAAAGCCGCAGGUAAACAACCACUGGGACCGAGCUGUCAAGAUGUCCAGGUGGUGAGGAAAGAUGAGGACAUAUAUUCCCCAAUUUUGCGCAAGCUUUUCAAUGAGUCCCAUCACAUCUUUGUUGGACUACAGAAUAUCAGAGAUGAUUUACCAAGCAAAAACAAAAAGCCCCAAUUUGUCAGUAUCAGUAAAAACUAUAGGUCGGUUAUAAGAGCCUGCAUGGAAGAGCUCCAACAAAUUGCAGUGUCAACACGAGACCUUGCACUUGCUGCGCAGUAUGGCAACCAGGUGUCUAUUCUUCUGGCUGUGGAACUCAUAUGGAACCUCUGUGAGGUGCUGUUCAUUGACGCCGCUCCAGCUGGCUCCUUGCUGCUGCAUCUGUUGGACUGGGUGCGGCUCCACAAGGCGGAGGUGGAUGAGAAGGCCAGGGACGUCCUGCGCUGUGAAAGUCCCACUCGCCACCAGUUUUUCUGGGAUGUGGUAAUUAGCUUUGUGCUGCAGGGGAGGAUGGAGGAGGCUCGGUCUAUGCUAGCCAAACAGGCCGCACUGCAGCCCGCUGCACAGACCAUGUUCAAGCGCAUGGACAACCUACUUCUGAAGAUGCCCAUUUACAACCCCAGCAGCACACAGACGCUGACGGAGUUCGAGGUGAAGUGGAGGCAGUGGCAUGAGGAGUGUGACGCCUGCUUGCAGGAUAGCUCCUUUGCCAGCAACCCCCACCUGGAGACCAUUUGUAAGAUCCUGGUGGGUGAUGAUGACACGCUCCUGGAGCACAAGGAGCUGCUGAGCACCUGGUAUCACUACGUGGUGACCAGACUACUCUACACUCACCCCACAGUCAAGCCCAUCGACCUACACUACUACGCACAGAUGUGCAUGGACAGGUUUCUGGACUCCCGGAGUCCCCCUGAGCCCCUGGACAGUAUUCUUCUUGCAGCUUUUGAGUUUGACCUUCACCAGGUCAUAAAAGACUGCAGCAUUGCUCUCAACAACUGGUGGUUUGUGGCCCACUUAACUGACCUAUUGGAUCACUGCAAGCUGCUGCAGUCUCACAACCUACACUUUGGCUCCAACCUGAGGGAGUUUCUGCUCCUGGAGUACGCCUCGGGUCUGUUCACACAUCACAGUCUGUGGCAACUGGCGGUGGACUAUUUCGACCACUGCCAGGGAUUUGGGAGGGUGUACCUGGAGCUGCUCAUUGAGCGUGUGCCCCUGGACACGGAGCGGAAGGCCCUGAAGGUGCUGCGCAUCUGUGAGAAGAGGCAGAUGAACGAGCAGGUGCGGAGCAUCUGUAAGAUCAUGGCCAAGCGGGCGCUCCGGAACAACCGGCUCGGCUCUGCCCUGUCCUGGAGCAUCCGGGCCAAAGAUGCUGCCUUCGCCACGCUCAUUUCAGAAAGGUUCCUUCAGGACUACUGCUCCCGCGGAACGUUCUCCGACCUGGACCUGAUUGACAACCUGGGGCCAGCUAUGCUGCUGAGUGACAGGCUCACCUUCCUUGGUAAGUACCGGGAGUUCCACAGGCUGUAUGGAGAGAAGCGCUUCACGGAGGCCGCCAAGCUCCUGCUGUCCCUCAUGACUGCUAAGAUAGCCCCUCAGAGCUUCUGGAUGACCCUGCUUAUCGAUGCCCUGCCGCUGCUCGAACAGAAAGAGGUGAUCUUCUCAGUGGACCAAACACAUGAGCUUAUGUUCUGCUUGGAGGAGCUGACCUCUGGAAAGGCCCAGCCAAACCCUGACCGACCCAUGCAGGAGGAAGACCUUGAGACGACAAAGAUUGAGCUCCUCAGGUUGGCGCUGGCUCGGAACCUCGCCAUGGCAAUUGUGAAGGAGGGAACAGUGGAGGUCUGAAGCAGGCUGAAGUCCAGGCAGCGUUGUGUCUGUUAUUUGUAUGUCUGGGUUUUUUUUGUACUUUGUGUAUAUAGAUAAUAAGGGCUGAGAUUGCGAAAUUUCCUUGAUAAUAAAAAUGCACAAUGUUUGUAUACAUUUGUAAGAGA